AGGCCCAGCGAAGCCGAACUUCCUUGUUCCCAAUGCCGCCCGUAUUUGAUUCAUAGCAUGCAAGCAUGAAGUAGAUUCUCCCACCAUUUUUUCGCAGGACGCGAAUACAGUGUUGACCUUCUAUCAGCAACUUGAAAUAAGACGACAAGAACGCAAUCACAAUAUUUCGCAGCAUUACGUUCGGAAUUCAUCGGCCCCGUAACUACAACACGACACUAAUACUGCAAAGUCAUCUCUUCAUUAAAUAUUUGAAUCUGUUCUUUGCAAACGCCGACAUCUACUUCUAGUAUUUUCUUUCAGCCACGAGUUCAAUCACAUACAACAAUUCAAACAUGUCGUCUUCCUUGAUCGAAGUAGUUGCAUCGAGUGCAACUAGUAGCGAAGACGCUUCGGUGCUGUCGGUACAAACGCCGCGCAGUCUUGCAGAAAAGUGCCCCACGCCUACCACAGCAGGGUCUGCGUCAGCCUCUACUGUGUCCGCCCCCUCUGCUUUGAGCAAGCUCCUGCAUGUAGUCGCAGGCCAGUCUUCCCCUUUGGCAAAGCGACGCAAGCCUGAUAUUGGCAACCUCAAGGACCUGACGACGGGAGAUCUUCAACAUGCUCCCAAGGCGUUGUCUACGGGAACGACCGAUUCUGCAACAACGAAGUCGACGUCUUCUAGUUCGAAAAAUAGCGUAGUAGAUUCCUUGUUGCGCGUCCAGAAUUUCCUCUCGGCAAAGCCGGACCCGCUAGCCGGCGUCGACAAGGCUCUAGGUCGCGAAGAGGGGUCUUCAUCUUCUGGUGCAGCUUCCUCUUCCGUAGUGGAGAUAGAGCGAGUAGACGAAGGCAGAGGAGCUGUCGGACUGUGUCGAGCGCAAGCAGCGAGUGUCGGACAGAACGCAGCGAGCCUUGGAGUAAGUGAAGAGGCCAAAAUCUUUCAGGGCAUCAAGAUGCCUGGAGGAGCUCCUUCUUGUGACGCAGCAACAGCAAAUCAUGGUACAACUUUGAAGCUUCGUGGUUCUUGUACAGGUGACGAUAGGAGUACUUCUGCUGCUGCUCCUGGAGGGCUAUUCGAUUUCAAAAAGGAGAAUAUUAUCAACGUAAUGACCUCUGAUGAAGAAGACUCCGAUGACGAUGUUGAUAACGAUGACGAUAACGAAGAUAUGAAAGACGGAGAAGAAGACCAUGGAGGACGGGAUGAUGAAGAGUCUGACUCCGAUAGUGACGCUGAAGCACUUGAACUGCUGACGAAGACUUUACGUGCAACUGAGCGUGGAAGCAAACUUCUCGACGAAAUCAUGAAGGCUGCCAACAUCGAAAAUCUCAUGCAGGAAGAUGAUGAAGUUGAAGAUGCCUCUGAUAUUAAAACAGACCAGAUGAAGGGCAUUAAGGGAGGCGGCGAUGAUUCAGAUAGUACUAGACGCAAAGAGACCAAGAGUGUUGACGGGGCUGGUGCAUCGAAAGAGCAAGUAGUAAACAACGCUGCGUCUUCAGGAAAGAUGGUCGAAAUGCAGGUAGGAUUGGGAGUCUUCGAUGUUAAUGGAGCUGUCCCCGCGGAUCUGAACAUCCCUACGGUGACCGUGCCCGCGCCAGAAGUCAGCGGUGCUGAUAUUCAGCUUCCACCGCGAAAAUAAGACAAGAACACAAGUGGAAUCUGAAUCAUGCCAUGGACAAUUUCGUUGGGUCCUCUCUUGGAGCAAAAUAUAUAUUGAUAUGAUCGACUGACUGUGAUCGUGGAUGUUGGCCCUCUAACACGACUGACGUGAAAAAACUUUGAUGAAUCAUUUCUUUGAAGUUGUUUUUAUUCCGAUAGCUGUCGGUUGGAGAUGGAGAUGUUGCACAACUGCGCUAGUGCAAUGGAAAAUGAAACUUUCUAACAAUAUGUUGUAGAGCCUCACAGGAU
Messenger RNA from Amoebophrya sp. A25, 1882 nucleotides. The record is from the annotation of a GenBank genome assembly. Lineage: Eukaryota; Dinophyceae; Syndiniales; Amoebophryaceae.